AUGCAAGAUGUGAGAUCUACCAGCUUCCAAACUAUGGAUAAUGAAAAUUCAGAAGUUCAUCAUUUAUUAUAUGAAUGUAAAAGAAGAAAGGCCACCCAAUAUAAGCAUAGGAGCGAAGAAGCAUCUAGGGACAAAAAGUUGGAUAAGAUUUCAGAUUAUUUGGAAGCAUUUCUUACUUACGCUGAUGCUUAUUACAACCAACGUGAAGCUUACAAAAAUGGUCAUUGUUACAAUACUUUUUUAAACCCUGAAAAAUUCUUUGAUGCUGUCUAUAUUUGUCUCAGGGGAGGAGACCCAAAACUAAUUGGAGGAUUGAAAUACCUACAUUCCCUUGUAAUUAAAUCAUAUUAUGGUAUCCAACUUGAAAGAUGCCUUGAAAUGUUGAAAAAAAUUCCAGAUGGUAGUGCAGAAUUCAACAGUCAUAUUGAUACAAUAAACAGUAGUAUCAAAGAAUGUAACAAGAAGAAUGUAGAAGCACACCAAUUAUUUGAUACAGCCAAAGAACUUUCCGGGGAUAAAAGCCUAGAUGCUUCGAAUAGUUUGGAAAAGGGAAUGAGUAUGGAAAAUGGCAGUGGAUGUUCAAGACAGUCAACAGCAAUUUAUAGAACUAGACUUAAGAAUCCUAAAGUCAAAGGCAACAAGUAG
Molecule: messenger RNA, 645 nt
Organism: Diversispora eburnea
Lineage: Eukaryota; Fungi; Glomeromycota; Glomeromycetes; Diversisporales; Diversisporaceae
Source: the annotation of a GenBank genome assembly